This is a messenger RNA of Tarenaya hassleriana, 3399 nucleotides long. Its product is annotated as pre-mRNA-splicing factor ATP-dependent RNA helicase DEAH1. Lineage: Eukaryota; Viridiplantae; Streptophyta; Magnoliopsida; Brassicales; Cleomaceae. Gene Ontology annotation, molecular function: ATP hydrolysis activity; RNA binding. The record is from RefSeq and is a predicted model, not a curated record. The coding region runs from base 160 to 3309 and encodes 1049 amino acids. Gene Ontology annotation, cellular component: catalytic step 2 spliceosome; intracellular anatomical structure. The transcript has 28 exons.
UCUAACCCUUCUUCCAUAGUCGAACCCUAACCCCUCCUCUUCGUCUUCUUCGAUUUCGUCUUCUUCUUCGGCUUCUUCCAUUUCGUCUCUUCCUGGGCUUCUAUCCCUUCUUGGGUUUUUCAUCGGCUUUCGAGUUUUUCGACUUCAUCUCCGGGGAGAAUGGGGAGCAACGAUUUAAAGACCUGGGUCUCGGAUAAGCUGAUGGUUCUACUGGGUUAUUCACAAAAUGCCGUAGUUACAUAUCUCAUUGCAAAAGCUAAAAGUUCGAAAUCACCCACUGACCUUCUGAAUGAGUUGGCGGAGUAUGGCUUUUCUUCAUCAAGUGAAACUCGUUCAUUUGCUGAGGAAAUGUAUGCCAGAGUUCCCCGAAAAGUGACUGGUGCGAAUCUUUAUAAGCAACAGGAAGCAGAGGCCGCUAUGCUGGUGAGGAAGCAGAAAACAUACGCUCUUUUGGAUGCCGAUGAUGAAGAAGAUGAAGAUGGGGGCACUAUUGAUCAAAAACGGUCUUCUGCUUCUGAAACUAAAAAAUCAGAUAAAGGCAGGAAAAGGUUCAGAAAGAAAAGCGGGCAUUCAGAAGAUGAUGAUGACGAAGUGGCUGUUAAAGAUGAUGAUAGGCAAGUUAAGAGAAGAAUUUCUCAAGAUGAGGAUGAUGGGUCAGAGUCUGAAGAAGAAAGGUUACGUGACCAGAAAGAGAGAGAGGAGUUGGAGCAGCACUUAAGAGAUCGUGAUGCUGCACGAACGCGGAAGCUAACAGAGCAAAAGUUGUCAAAAAAAGAGCAAGAAGAGGCUGUUCGAAGAGCCAAUGCUUUGGAGGAGGAUGAUAUUGGGCCUUUAAGGAAAGUCUCAAGACAAGAAUAUUUGAAGAAAAGGGAACAGAAGAAAUUAGACGAACUAAGGGAUGAGAUAGAAGAUGAGCAGUAUCUUUUUGAAGGUGUUAAGGUCACUGAAGCAGAAAUUAGGGAAUAUAGGCACAAGAAAGAACUUUAUGAGCUCUUGAAGAAAAAAACAGAAGACACAGAUAAUGUAGAGGAGUAUAGAAUGCCAGAUGCUUAUGAUCUAGAAGGGGGUGUUAACCAAGAGAAGAGAUUCGCUGUUGCUGUGCAACGAUACAGGGAUCUAGAUGCUUCGGACAAAAUGAACCCGUUUGCUGAGCAAGAAGCUUGGGAGGACCAUCAGAUUGGAAAAGCGACACUAAAUUUUGGUGCCAAGAAUAAGAAGCAAACAUCUGAUGAUUAUCAGUACGUUUUUGAGGACCAAAUAGACUUCAUAAAGGCGUCUGUCUUGGCUGGUGAAAAUUAUGAAGAUGAGAUGCCUACUGAACCGUCUCAAGAUUCCAAGGCAAAGUCAGAUUUUGAGAUGCUUCAGGAGGAGAGAAAAUUACUGCCAAUUUAUCCAUAUCGUGAUGAACUGCUUGCGGCUGUGGAAAAACAUCAGGUUCUUAUCAUUUUGGGGGAAACUGGUUCAGGCAAGACUACGCAAUUACCACAAUAUCUUCACGAAGCUGGUUACACAAAGCGUGGAAAGAUUGGUUGUACGCAACCUCGAAGAGUUGCAGCUAUGAGCGUUGCUGCUCGUGUUGCUCAAGAAAUGGGUGUCAAGCUUGGGCAUGAGGUUGGGUAUUCCAUUCGGUUUGAAGAUUGUACCUCAGAAAAAACAGUUCUGAAGUAUAUGACUGAUGGGAUGCUGCUGCGUGAGCUUCUUGGAGAACCAGAUCUUGCUGGUUACAGUGUCAUUAUUGUGGAUGAGGCUCACGAAAGAACUCUGUCAACCGAUAUACUAUUCGGGCUAGUCAAGGAUAUAACACGGUUUCGACCAGAUCUGAAAUUAUUGAUAUCCAGUGCGACAAUGGAUGCAGAAAAAUUUUCUGAUUAUUUUGAUUCUGCCCCGUUAUUCAGAAUUCCUGGAAGGAGAUAUCCGGUUGUGAUUCACCAUACAAGAGCACCGGAAGCGGACUACCUGGAUGCGGCUAUAGUUACAGUGCUUGAUAUCCAUGUGAAACAGCCACUUGGAGAUAUUUUGGUCUUCCUCACUGGUCAAGAGGAAAUUGAAACUGCUGACGAGAUCUUGAAGCACAGGAUAAGAGGUCUGGGUACAAAGAUUCGCGAACUUAUUAUAUGCCCUAUAUAUGCAAACCUUCCCACUGAACUGCAAGCAAAAAUAUUUGAACCAACUCCAGAAGGGGCACGGAAAGUAGUGCUGGCAACGAAUAUUGCUGAAACAUCAUUAACCAUUAAUGGUAUUAAAUAUGUUAUUGACCCGGGCUUUUGCAAGAUGAAGUCGUAUAACCCGAGGACUGGGAUGGAGUCUUUGCUUAUAACUCCUAUUUCUAAGGCUUCAGCAAAUCAACGAAGUGGUCGAGCAGGAAGAACAGGUCCAGGAGAGUGUUACCGAUUAUACACGGCUUAUAAUUACUACCAGGACUUGGAGGACAAUACAAUGCCGGAAAUACAAAGGACGAACCUUGCUAGCGUGGUGCUUGCUUUGAAGAGUCUCGGAAUUCAUGAUCUGCUCCACUUUGACUUCAUGGACCCCCCACCUGCUGAAGCUCUUCUCAAGGCUUUGGAGUUGCUCUUUGCUUUGGGUGCUCUGAAUAAACAUGGUGAAUUGACUAAAGUUGGCAGAAGGAUGGCAGAGUUUCCACUUGAUCCUAUGUUAUCCAAGAUGAUUGUUGCUUCUGACAAAUACAAGUGCUCUGAUGAAAUAAUCUCGAUUGCCUGCAUGUUGUCUGUGGGAAAUUCAAUAUUCUACCGCCCUAAGGAUAAGCAAGUUCAUGCCGACAAUGCAAGAUUGAAUUUCCAUACCGGGAAUGUCGGUGAUCACAUUGCUUUGCUUAAGGUUUACAGUUCUUGGAAGGAAACAAAUUACUCAACUCAAUGGUGCUAUGAGAACUACAUUCAGGUCAGGAGUAUGAAAAGGGCCAGAGAUAUACGGGACCAACUGGAAGGGCUUCUCGAGAGAGUUGAAAUAGAACUCACCGCCAAUCUGAACGACUAUGAUUCAAUAAAGAAGUCUAUAGUAGCUGGGUUCUUCCCACACUCGGCCAAAUUACAGAAGAAUGGGUCAUAUAGAACAGUGAAACAUCCACAAACCGUAUACAUACAUCCUACUUCAGGACUAUCUCAGGUAUUACCAAGAUGGGUGGUAUAUCAUGAACUUGUCCUGACCACCAAGGAAUAUAUGCGCCAGGUGACAGAGUUGAAGCCGGAGUGGUUGGUGGAAAUAGCUCCUCACUUCUACCAACUCAAGGAUGUCGAAGACGGUGGAUCCAAGAAAAUGCCCAAAGGCAAUGGACGAGCAGCCGCCUUGUAGGGUUUGUGCUGUGUAAUUAAAAUUUUGCUGCUUAACCUGUAACUUCAAUACGAAAAAUUUUAUUAGAUACUAUGAAAGUAGUUCUCUUUA